AUGCAAAGUUUCAAAUUAUUGUUUAUAUUGUUGGCUGCUACUCUCAUCGUAGAUGUAACACCCCAAUCAAUCUUCGAUCUACCAGACUUAUUCGGUUCCAACAACUCUACUCUGGAGCAAACAAUUCUGGAUAUAUCUGAUACAUUCCUGAGGACUUUUGGUAUUGAUCCGUCACCAUUCAAUGAGCUACUGUCAACUUUCCUCGGAAUACCCCUACCAGAUAGCGAUGAAGCCAAUCCUGCUCCAGAUGGCAGUCGAAACAGAACAAUGAGAACAAUGGAUCAGAGUCAACUGUUCAAUAAUUUGAUUGAACUAGCAUCGGAACUAGCAAACGGCAGUUUGGUUUCGGAUUUCAGACGGAUAGAACCCAUCUUAACAGGAAUAGGAUUCGAUGGACUAACUCUUCAGAAUGGAAUAUUCAGAGUGAAUGUAAGCCGACUGGGGCUACUAUCGAGAGAACUUGGAUCAAGAUUACCAAACAGCAGCAUCAAUAUUGAUCCUAGUCGACUUGGAUGGAAUCUCACCACAGACAUGAUCAAUCUGAAUCUUAUAAACCAAGGUAACAAUUUGAUAAGGUUGGGAUCAGAAUUACGAAAUGGCAUUUUGAAUCUGAAUGCAAGUCUUCUAGAGACUUUCUUGAGAGAAUCGACAGCCUACGUUCGAAAUGGUAACAUCAAUCUGGAUGCGCGUUCAAUUGGACUGUUAUUAAGAGAAGUAGGUACACAAUUACCAAACGGUAGUCUGGAUGUAUAUCCCAGCCAACUUGGUUAUAACUCCACACAAUAUGGAUGGAAUGCACCUAUCAACACGAUAAAUUUGAAUCUCAGCCAAAUCAGCAAUAAUUUGAUAGGAUUAGCUUCGCAACUGAGGAAUGGUAGUUUGAAUCUGAAUAAGAUCCAACUAGAACCAAUUUGGAAUUUCCGAAAUGGCAGCUUGAAUCUGAAUGCUAGUCUGAUAGGACGAGUUUAUGAAGAAUUAGGAUCACAAUUACAAGAUAACAGUCUGACUUUUGAUCAAAAUCACCUUGGCUUGCAUUUCGAUGGAUUCUACUGGAACCUCCCAACCAACUUGAUUACUCUGAAUUUGAGUAAACUUGGAGACAGUUGGUUGCAACUAGGCUCGCAAUUACCACAUGGCAGCUUGAGAUUGAAUGCGAGUGAUCUAACUCAAUUUUUGAAUUUUCGAAAUAAUGGAGUGAAUUUGAAUGCAAGUCAAAUAGGAACAGUUCUGAGAAGAAUUGGAUCUCAAUUCCCAAACAGCAUCCUGAAUAUCAGUUCUAGGCGACUUGAACUGAAUACUGAUGAACUUCCUAUGAUUUCAACCAAUGAUAUAAUCUAUCUGAAUAUCAGUCAACUCGGUGACUAUUGGAUAGGGUUAGGCUCGCAAUUACCACACGGCAGUUUGAAUUUAAAUGCGAGUGAUCUGAUCCCAAUUUUGAAUAUUCGGAAUAGAAGAUUGAAUUUGAAUGCGAGUCAAAUAGGGAGGGUUUUGGGAAGAAUUGGAUCUCAAUUGCCGAACAGCAGUCUGGAUAUCAGUCCUAGGCAACUUGGAUUGAAAACUGAGGAAUUUCAAUUGACUUCUCCAGAUUAUACGUAUUCUCUGAAUCUGAGUCAUCUUGGAGACUAUUGGAUGCAACUAGGCUCGCAAUUGCCAAAUGACAGUUUGCAUUUGAAUGCAAGUGAUCUCGUACCAAUCUUGAAUUUCCGGAAUCACACCUUGAAUUUGAAUGUGACUCAAAUAGGAACAAUUUUAGGGAGAAUCGGAUCUCAAUUACCGAACAGUAUUCUAAAUAUCACUCCAAGACAACUAGGAUUGGAUAUUAAUGAACUCCCAUUCUUCCCAGAUGAUAUGAUCACUCUGAAUUUGACUCAACUUGCAGACUUCUGGAAGAAUCUAGGCUCUCAAUUACCACAUGACAGUUUGAGAUUGAAUGCGAGUGAUCUUAUCCAAAUCUUGAAUCUUCGAAAUCAUAGUUUGAAUUUGAAUGCGAGUCAAAUUGGCACAGUUUUCAGCAGAAUUGGAUCUCAAUUACCAAACAGUAGUCUGAAUAUCAGUCCUAGGCAACUUGGAUUGAAUAUGAAUGAAUCCUCAUUUCUCCUGAAUAAUAUGAUUACUCUGAACCUGAGGCAACUUGGAAACUAUUGGUUGGAACUAGGAUCGCAAAUACCUCAUGGGAGUUUGAAUUUGAAUGUGAGUGAUCUCAUCCCAAUCCUGAAUCUCCGGAAUAAUAGCUUCAAUUUGAAUACCAGUCAAAUAGGGAUAGUUCUGAGAAGAAUUGGAUCUCAAUUACCGAACAGUAGCCUGAAUAUCAGUCCUAGGCAACUUGGAUUAAAUACUGAAGAUCCAUCCAUGACUUUGCCAAAUGAUAAAAUCUCUCUGAAUCUGAGUAGAUUUGGUGACAAUUGGAUAGGACUAGGCUCACAAUUGCCACAUGGUAGUUUGAAUUUGAAUGCAAGUGAUCUCAUCCCAUUCUUGAACCUUCAAAACGAUAGCUUGAAUUUGAAUGCGAGUCAAAUAGGAACAGUAUUGAGAAGAAUUGGAUCCCAAUUAUCAAACAGCAGUCUCAUCAUCAAUCCUAGACAACUCGGAUUGGAUGCUUAUGCACUUUCUAUAAUUUCACCAAAUCAAACGAUCUCUCUGAAUCUGAGUCAACUUGGUGACUAUUGGACAGGACUAGGCUCGCAAUUACCACAUGGCAGUUUGAAUUUGAAUGCAAGUGACCUCAUCCCAAUCCUCAAUCUUCGAAAUGAUAGCUUGAAUUUGAAUGCGAGUCAAAUAGGAACAGUUUUGAGAAGAAUCGGAACCCAAUUACCAAACAGCAGUCUCAAUAUCGAUCCUAGUCAACUCGGAUUGAAUGCUGAUACACUUCCUUCAAUUUCACCAAAUCAUACGAUCUCGCUGAAUCUGAGUCAACUUGGUGACUAUUGGACAAGACUAGGCUCGCAAUUACCACAUGGCAGUUUGAAUUUGAAUGCAAGUGACCUCAUCCCAAUCCUGAAUCUUCGGAAUGAUAGCUUGAAUUUGAAUGCGAGUCAAAUUGGAACAGUUUUGAGAGGAAUUGGAUCCCAAUUACCGAAUAGCAGCCUCAAUAUCAAUCCUAGGCAACUCGGAUUGAAUUCUGAUGCACUUUCUAUAAUUUCACCAAAUCAUGUGAUCUCUCUGAAUCUAAGUCAACUUGGUGACUAUUGGACAGGACUAGGCUCGCAAUUACCACGUGGCAGUUUGAAUUUUAAUGCAAGUGACCUCAUCCCAAUCCUCAAUCUCCGAAAUGAUAGCUUGAAUUUGAAUACGACUCAGAUUGGAACAGUUUUGAGGAGAAUUGGAUCCCAAUUACCGAGCAGCAGUCUCAAUAUCAAUCCUAGGCAACUCGGAUUGAAUGCUGAUGCACUUUCUAUAAUUUCACCAAAUCAUACGAUCUCUCUGAAUCUGAGUCAACUUGGUGACUUUUGGACAGGACUAGGCUCGCAAUUACCACAUGGCAGUUUGAAUUUGAAUAAAAGUGACCUCAUCCCAAUCCUCAAUCUUCGGAAUGAUAGUUUGAAUUUGAAUGCGAGUCAAAUAGGAACAGUUUUGAGAAGAAUUGGAUCCCAAUUACCGAACAGCAGUCUCAAUAUCAAUCCUAGGCAACUCGGGUUGAAUGCUGAUGCACUUCCUAUAAUUUCACCAAAUCAUACGAUCUCUCUGAAUCUGAGUCAACUUGGUGACUUUUGGACAGGACUAGGCUCGCAAUUACCACAUGGCAGUUUGAAUCUGAAUGCAAGUGACCUCAUCCCAAUCCUCAAUCUUCGGAAUGAUAGUUUGAAUUUGAAUGCGAGUCAAAUAGGAACAGUUUUGAGAAGAAUUGGAUCCCAAUUACCGAACAGCAGUCUCAAUAUCAAUCCUAGGCAACUCGGGUUGAAUGCUGAUGCACUUCCUAUAAUUUCACCAAAUCAUACGAUCUCUCUGAAUCUGAGUCAACUUGGUGACUUUUGGACAGGACUAGGCUCGCAAUUACCACAUGGCAGUUUGAAUCUGAAUGCAAGUGACCUCAUCCCAAUCCUCAAUCUUCGGAAUGAUAGUUUGAAUUUGAAUGCGAGUCAAAUAGGAACAGUUUUGAGAAGAAUGGGAUCCCAAUUACCGAACUGCAGUCUCAAUAUCAAUCCUAGGCAACUCGGAUUGAAUGCUGAUGCACUUUCUAUCAUUCCACCAAAUCAUACGAUCUCUCUGAAUCUGAGUCAACUUGGUGACUUUUGGACAGGACUAGGCUCGCAAUUACCACAUGGCAGUUUGAAUUUGAAUGCAAGUGACCUCAUCCCAAUCCUCAAUCUUCGGAAUGAUAGUUUGAAUUUGAAUGCGAGUCAAAUAGGAACAGUUUUGAGGAGAAUUGGAUCCCAAUUACCGAACAGCAGUCUCAAUAUCAAUCCUAGGCAACUCGGAUUGAAUGCUGAUGCACUCUCUAUGAUUUCACCAAAUCAUACGAUCUCUCUGAAUCUGAGUCAACUUGGUGACUUUUGGACAGGACUAGGUUCGCAAUUACCACAUGGCAGUUUGAAUUUGAAUGCAAGUGACCUCAUCCCAAUCCUCAAUCUUCGGAAUGAUAGUUUGAAUUUGAAUGCGAGUCAAAUAGGAACAGUUUUGAGAAGAAUUGGAUCCCAAUUACCGAACAGCAGUCUCAUUAUCAAUCCUAGGCAACUCGGAUUGAAUGCUGAUGCACUUUCUAUAAUUUCACCAAAUCAUACGAUCUAUCUGAAUCUGAGUCAACUCGGUGACUAUUGGACAGGACUAGGCUCGCAAUUACCACAUGGCAGUUUAAAUUUGAAUGCAAGUGACCUCAUCCCAAUCCUCAAUCUUCGGAAUGAUAGUUUGAAUUUGAAUGCGAGUCAAAUAGGAACAGUUUUGAGAAGAAUUGGAUCCCAAUUACCGAACAGCAUUCUCAUUAUCAAUCAAAGGCAACUCGGAUUGAAUGCUGAUGCACUUUCUAUAAUUUCACCAAAUCAUACGAUCUAUCUGAAUCUGAGUCAACUCGGUGACUAUUGGACAGGACUAGGCUCACAAUUACCACAUGGCAGUUUGAAUUUGAAUGCAAGUGACCUCAUCCCAAUCCUCAAUCUUCGGAAUGAUAGCUUGAAUUUGAAUGCGAGUCAAAUAGGAACAGUUUUGAGAAGAAUCGGAACCCAAUUACCAAACAGCAGUCUCAAUAUCGAUCCUAGUCAACUCGGAUUGAAUGCUGAUACACUUCCUUUAAUUUCACCAAAUCAUACGAUCUCGCUGAAUCUGAGUCAACUUGGUGACUAUUGGACAGGACUAGGCUCGCAAUUACCACAUGGCAGUUUGAAUUUGAAUGCAAGUGACCUCAUCCCAAUCCUGAAUCUUCAAAAUGAUAGCUUGAAUUUGAAUGCGAGUCAAAUAGGAACAGUUUUGAGAGGAAUUGGAUCCCAAUUACCGAAUAGCAGCCUCAAUAUCAAUCCUAGGCAACUCGGAUUGAAUUCUGAUGCACUUUCUAUAAUUUCACCAAAUCAUGUGAUCUCUCUGAAUCUAAGUCAACUUGGUGACUAUUGGACGGGACUAGGCUCGCAAUUACCACAUGGCAGUUUGAAUUUGAAUGCAAGUGACCUCAUCCCAAUCCUCAAUCUUCGGAAUGAUAGUUUGAAUUUGAAUGCGAGUCAAAUAGGAACAGUUUUGAGAAGAAUCGGAACACAAUUACCAAACAGCAGUCUCAAUAUCGAUCCUAGUCAACUCGGAUUGAAUGCUGAUACACUUUCUAUAAUUUCACCAAAUCAUACGAUCUCUCUGAAUCUGAGUCAACUUGGUGACUAUUGGACAGGACUAGGCUCGCAUUUACCACGUGGCAGUUUGAAAUUUAAUGCAAGUGACCUCAUCCCAAUCCUCAAUCUUCGGAAUGAUAGUUUGAAUUUGAAUGCGAGUCAAAUAGGAACAGUUUUGAGAAGAAUUGGAUCCCAAUUACCGAACAGCAGUCUCAUUAUCAAUCCUAGGCAACUCGGAUUGAAUGCUGAUGCACUUUCUAUAAUUUCACCAAAUCAUACGAUCUCUCUGAAUCUAAGUCAACUUGGUGACUAUUGGACGGGACUAGGCUCGCAAUUACCACAUGGCAGUUUGAAUUUGAAUGCAAGUGACCUCAUCCCAAUCCUCAAUCUUCGGAAUGAUAGUUUGAAUUUGAAUGCGAGUCAAAUAGGAACAGUUUUGAGAAGAAUCGGAACACAAUUACCAAACAGCAGUCUCAAUAUCGAUCCUAGGCAACUCGGAUUGAAUGCUGAUGCACUUUCUAUAAUUUCACCAAAUCAUACGAUCUCUCUGAAUCUGAGUCAACUUGGUGACUAUUGGACAGGACUAGGCUCGCAAUUACCACGUGGCAGUUUGAAUUUUAAUGCAAGUGACCUCAUCCCAAUCCUCAAUCUCCGAAAUGAUAGCUUGAAUUUGAAUACGACUCAAAUUGGAACAGUUUUGAGGAGACUUGGAUCCCAAUUACCGAGCAGCAGUCUCAAUAUCAAUCCUAGGCAACUCGGAUUGAAUGCUGAUGCACUUUCUAUAAUUUCACCAAAUCAUACGUUCUAUCUGAAUCUGAGUCAACUUGGUGACUAUUGGACAGGACUAGGCUCGCAAUUACCACAUGGCAGUUUGAAUUUGAAUGCAAGUGACCUCAUCCCAAUCCUCAAUCUUCGGAAUGAUAGUUUGAAUUUGAAUGCGAGUCAAAUAGGAACAGUUUUGAGAAGAAUUGGAUCCCAAUUACCGAACAGCAGUCCCAAUAUCAAUCCUAGGCAACUCGGAGUGAAUGCUGAUGCACUUUCUAUAAUUUCACCAAAUCAUACGAUCUCUCUGAAUCUGAGUCAACUUGGUGACUUUUGGACAGGACUAGGCUCGCAAUUACCACAUGGCAGUUUGAAUUUGAAUGCAAGUGACCUCAUCCCAAUCCUCAAUCUUCGGAAUGAUAGUUUAAAUUUGAAUGCGAGUCGAAUAGGAACAGUUUUGAGAAGAAUUGGAUCCCAAUUACCGAACAGCAGUCUCAAUAUCAAUCCUAGGCAACUCGGAUUGAAUACUGAUGCACUUUCUAUAAUUUCACCAAAUAAUACGAUCUCUCUGAAUCUGAGUCAACUUGGUGACUAUUGGACAGGACUAGGCUCGCAAUUACCACAUGGCAGUUUGAAUUUGAAUGCAAGUGACCUCAUCCCAAUCCUCAAUCUUCGGAAUGAUAGUUUGAAUUUGAAUGCGAGUCAAAUAGGAACAGUUUUGAGAAGAAUUGGAUCCCAAUUACCGAACUGCAGUCUCAAUAUCAAUCCUAGGCAACUCGGAUUGAAUGCUGAUGCACUCUCUAUAAUUUCACCAAAUCAUACGAUCUCCCUGAAUCUGAGUCAACUUGGUGACUUUUGGACAGGACUAGGCUCGCAAUUACCACAUGGCAGUUUGAAUUUGAACGCAAGUGACCUCAUCCCAAUCCUCAAUCUUCGGAAUGAUAGUUUGAAUUUGAAUGCGAGUCGAAUAGGAACAGUUUUGAGAAGAAUUGGAUCCCAAUUACCGAGCAGCAGUCUCAAUAUCAAUCCUAGGCAACUCGGAUUGAAUGCUGAUGCACUUUCUAUGAUUUCACCAAAUCAUACGAUCUCUCUGAAUCUGAGUCAACUUGGUGACUUUUGGACAGGACUAGGUUCGCAAUUACCACAUGGCAGUUUGAAUUUGAAUGCAAGUGACCUCAUCCCAAUCCUCAAUCUCCGAAAUGAUAGCUUGAAUUUGAAUACGACUCAGAUUGGAACAGUUUUGAGGAGAAUUGGAUCCCAAUUACCGAGCAGCAGUCUCUAUAUCAAUCCUAGGCAACUCGGAUUGAAUGCUGAUGCACUUUCAAUAAUUUCACCAAAUCAUACGAUCUAUCUGAAUCUGAGUCAACUUGGUGACUAUUGGACAGGACUAGGCUCGCAAUUACCACAUGGCAGUUUGAAUUUGAAUGCAAGUGACCUCAUCCCAAUCCUCAAUCUUCGGAAUGAUAGUUUGAAUUUGAAUGCGAGUCAAAUAGGAACAGUUUUGAGAAGAAUUGGAUCCCAACUACCGAACAGCAGUCUCAAUAUCAAUCCUUGGCAACUUGGAUUGAAUGCAGAUGCACUUUCUAUAAUUUCACCAAAUCAUACGAUCUCUCUGAAUCUGAGCCAACUUAAUGACUUUUGGACAGGACUAGGCUCGCAAUUACCACAUGGCAGUUUGAAUUUGAUUGCAAGUGACCUCAUCCCAAUCCUCAAUCUUCGGAAUGAUAGUUUGAAUUUGAAUGCGAGUCGAAUAGGAACAGUUUUGAGAAGAAUUGGAUCCCAAUUACCGAACAGCAGUCUCAAUAUCAAUCCUAGGCAACUCGGAUUGAAUACUGAUGCACUUUCUAUAAUUUCACCAAAUGAUACGAUCUCUCUGAAUCUGAGUCAACUCGGUGACUAUUGGACAGGACUAGGCUCGCAAUUACCACAUGGCAGUUUGAAUUUGAAUGCAAGUGACCUCAUCCCAAUCCUCAAUCUUCGGAAUGAUAGUUUGAAUUUGAAUGCGAGUCAAAUAGGAACAGUUUUGAGAAGAAUUGGAUCCCAAUUACCGAACAGCAGUCUCAAUAUCAAUCCUAGGCAACUCGGAUUGAAUGCUGAUGCACUUUCUAUAAUUUCACCAAAUCAUACGAUCUCUCUGAAUCUGAGUCAACUUGGUGACUUUUGGACAGGACUAGGCUCGCAAUUACCACAUGGCAGUUUGAAUUUGAAUGCAAGUGACCUCAUCCCAAUCCUCAAUCUUCGGAAUGAUAGUUUGAAUUUGAAUGCGAGUCAAAUAGGAACAGUUUUGAGAAGAAUUGGAUCCCAAUUACCGAACAGCAGUCUCAAUAUCAAUCCUAGGCAACUCGGAUUGAAUGCUGAUGCACUUUCUAUGAUUUCACCAAAUCAUACGAUCUCUCUGAAUCUGAGUCAACUUGGUGACUUUUGGACAGGACUAGGUUCGCAAUUACCACAUGGCAGUUUGAAUUUGAAUGCAAGUGACCUCAUCCCAAUCCUCAAUCUCCGAAAUGAUAGCUUGAAUCUGAAUACGACUCAGAUUGGAACAGUUUUGAGGAGAAUUGGAUCCCAAUUACCGAGCAGCAGUCUCAAUAUCAAUCCUAGGCAACUCGGAUUGAAUGCUGAUGCACUUUCUAUAAUUUCACCAAAUAAUACGAUCCCUCUGAAUCUGAGUCAACUUGGUGACUAUUGGACAGGACUAGGCUCGCAAUUACCACAUGGCAGUUUGAAUUUGAAUGCAAGUGACCUCAUCCCGAUCCUCAAUCUUCGGAAUGAUAGUUUGAAUUUGAAUGCGAGUCAAAUAGGAACAGUUUUGAGGAGAAUUGGAUCCCAAUUACCUAAUAGCAGUCUCAAUAUCAAUCCUAGGCAACUCGGAUUGAAUGCUGAUGCACUUUCUAUAAUUUCACCAAAUAAUACGUUCUAUCUGAAUCUGAGUCAACUUGGUGACUAUUGGACAGGACUAGGCUCGCAAUUACCACAUGGCAGUUUGAAUUUGAAUGCAAGUGACCUCAUCCCAAUCCUCAAUCUUCGGAAUGAUAGUUUGAAUUUGAAUGCGAGUCAAAUAGGAACAGUUUUGAGAAGAAUUGGAUCCCAAUUACCGAACAGCAGUCUCAAUAUCAAUCCUAGGCAACUCGGAUUGAAUGCUGAUGCACUUUCUAUGAUUUCACCAAAUCAUACGAUCUAUCUGAAUCUGAGUCAACUUGGUGACUAUUGGACAGGACUAGGCUCGCAAUUACCACAUGGCAGUUUGAAUUUGAAUGCAAGUGACCUCAUCCCAAUCCUCAAUCUUCGGAAUGAUAGUUUGAAUUUGAAUGCGAGUCGAAUAGGAACAGUUUUGAGAAGAAUUGGAUCCCAAUUACCGAACAGCAGUCUCAAUAUCAAUCCUAGGCAAUUCGGAUUGAAUACUGAUGCACUUUCUAUAAUUUCACGAAAUAAUACGAUCUCUCUGAAUCUGAGUCAACUUGGUGACUAUUGGACAGGACUAGGCUCGCAAUUACCACAUGGCAGUUUGAAUUUGAAUGCAAGUGACCUCAUCCCAAUCGUCAAUCUUCGGAAUGAUAGUUUGAAUUUGAAUGCGAGUCAAAUAGGAACAGUUUUGAGAAGUAUUGGAUCUCAAUUACCGAACAGCAGUCUCAAUAUCAAUCCUAGGCAACUCGGAUUGAUUGCUGAUGCACUUCCUAUACUAACACCAAAUAAUACGAUCUCUCUGAAUCUGAGUCGAUUUGGUGACGAUUGGAUGGAACUAGGCUCGCAAUUACCACAUGGCAGUUUGAAUCAGAAUGCAAGUGACCUCAUCCCAAUCCUCAAUCUUCGGAAUGAGAGUUUGAAUUUGAAUGUGAGUCAAAUAGGAACAGUUUUGAGGAGAAUUGGAUCCCAAUUACCUAACAGCAGUCUCAAUAUCAAUCCUAGGCAACUCGGAUUGAAUGCUGAUGCACUUUCAAUAAUUUCACCAAAUAAUACGAUCCCUCUGAAUCUGAGUCAACUUGGUGACUAUUGGACAGGACUAGGCUCGCAAUUACCACAUGGCAGUGUGAAUUUGAAUGCAAGUGACCUCAUCCCAAUCCUCAAUCUCCGAAAUGAUAGCUUGAAUUUGAAUACGACUCAGAUUGGAACAGUUUUGAGGAGAAUUGGAUCCCAAUUACCGAGCAGCAGUCUCAAUAUCAAUCCUAGGCAACUCGGAUUGAAUGCUGAUGCACUUUCUAUAAUUUCACCAAAUAAUACGAUCCCUCUGAAUCUGAGUCAACUUGGUGACUAUUGGACAGGACUAGGCUCGCAAUUACCACAUGGCAGUUUGAAUUUGAAUGCAAGUGACCUCAUCCCGAUCCUCAAUCUCCGGAAUGAUAGUUUGAAUUUGAAUGCGAGUCAAAUAGGAACAGUUUUGAGGAGAAUUGGAUCCCAAUUACCUAAUAGCAGUCUCAAUAUCAAUCCUAGGCAACUCGGAUUGAAUGCUGAUGCACUUUCUAUAAUUUCACCAAAUAAUACGAUCCCUCUGAAUCUGAGUCAACUUGGUGACUAUUGGACAGGACUAGGCUCGCAAUUACCACAUGGCAGUUUGAAUUUGAAUGCAAGUGACCUCAUCCCGAUCCUCAAUCUUCGGAAUGAUAGUUUGAAUUUGAAUGCGAGUCAAAUAGGAACAGUUUUGAGGAGAAUUGGAUCCCAAUUACCUAAUAGCAGUCUCAAUAUCAAUCCUAGGCAACUCGGAUUGAAUGCUGAUGCACUUUCUAUAAUUUCACCAAAUAAUACGAUCCCUCUGAAUCUGAGUCAACUUGGUGACUAUUGGACAGGACUAGGCUCGCAAUUACCACAUGGCAGUUUGAAUUUGAAUGCAAGUGACCUCAUCCCGAUCCUCAAUCUUCGGAAUGAUAGUUUGAAUUUGAAUGCGAGUCAAAUAGGAACAGUUUUGAGAAGUAUUGGAUCUCAAUUACCGAACAGCAGUCUCAAUAUCAAUUCUAGGCAACUCGGAUUGAUUGCUGAUGCACUUCCUAUGCUAACACCAAAUGAUACGAUCUCUCUGAAUCUGAGUCGAUUUGGUGACGAUUGGAUGGAACUAGGCUCGCAAUUACCACAUGGCAGUUUGAAUUUGAAUGCAAGUGACCUCAUCCCGAUCCUCAAUCUUCGGAAUGAUAGUUUGAAUUUGAAUGCGAGUCAAAUAGGAACAGUUUUGAGAAGUAUUGGAUCUCAAUUACCGAAAAGCAGUCUCAAUAUCAAUUCUAGGCAACUCGGAUUGAUUGCUGAUGCACUUCCUAUACUAACACCAAAUAAUACGAUCUCUCUGAAUCUGAGUCGAUUUGGUGACGAUUGGAUGGAACUAGGCUCGCAAUUACCACAUGGCAGUUUGAAUGUGAAUGCGAGUGAUCUUAUCCCAACCUCAAUUAUUCGAAAUACUAGCUCGAAUCGAAAUGUCAGUCAGAUAGGAACAAUUUUGAGAAGACUCGGAUCUCAAUUACCGAACAGCAGUCUGAAUAUCAGUCCUAGACAACUUGGGUUGAAUAUUACUGAACAUCUUCUGAACUCGCUAAAUAACACAAUAAAUGUGAAUCUGAAUCAACUCGGUAACUAUCUGAUAGAAUAUCAACAGGCACACCCAAAUGGUAGUUGGAAUCUGAAUUCGAGUCAACUGGAAAUAUUCCUCAACGGACUACCCAAUGGCACUAUAAGCUUAGAUAUACCCGUAUUGGAACAUAAUUCCACCAACAAUACUGGAGAUUCGCGAGACAAUACAACAACAGAACAUGUAACGCCAACUGUUAUCCCAAUCGCAGUAGAGAGUACUGUACCUUCAAGAACAUAUGAGACAACAACAAUUCGUACUGUUCCUUCAAGAACACAUGAGACAACAACAAUUCCCUCCACUAUACCUGUUAUUCCAAUCGUAGUAGAGAGUACUGCAUCUUCAAGAACACAUGAGACAACAACAAUUCGUACUGUACCUCCAAGAACACAUGAGACAACAACAAUUCCCUCUACUAUACCUGUUAUUCCAAUCGUAGUAGAGAGUACUGCAUCUUCAAGAACACAUGAGACAACAACAAUUCGUACUGUACCUUCAAGAACACAUGAGACAACAACAAUUCCCUCCACUCUACCUGUUAUUCCAAUCGUAGUAGAGAGUACUGCAUCUUCAAGAACACAUGAGACAAUAACAACAAUUCGUACUGUGCCUUCAAGAACACAUGAGACAACAACAAUUCCCUCAACUCUACCUGUUAUUCCAAUCGUAGUAGAUAGUACUGUACGUUCAAGAACACAUGAGACAACAACAAUUCUUCCCCAUAUCAAUCGAGUUACACAUUCAGAAAGACAAAGUCAUGUAACGAAUAUGCACAACCAUAAUUCGUCAACUAGUAGUUUGGUAAGCAUGAAUUCGACAAUUGCUAACGGGACCACUAGUGAUAUAAGAACGGAAGAAUCAAAUAGAAAUUCUGCUACAUCUGAUGAACAUAACAGUACAAAUCAUAUAACGAUAGUGGGCACUGACGAAUCAGCAUCCUGCCAGUCAUUGUACAAUAUCACCCAAACAAUUAUUCAUAUUUUGUCUGACAGAAGCACCUAUGAACACUCAUCUGGCUUCGAGGCUGUGUGUGCUACAUCGCAAAACCUUUCGAAUGUCUUAUCAGAAUGUCUAGUCUCGAAUCUGUACCUCUCGUCAGGCUAUUAUGACCCCUGCUACAGUUUAUUGGACCUUAUAGAAUCUGUUUUGAUGGAUUUCCAGGAGUUGAAUUCGAAUAUUUACGAAUCCAUGUCCUCCAUUCUGCAAAUCAUCGCUCAAGUUAUUUCGCAAUCUCUGUUUCCAAGGAAUAUCCUCUUCAACUCUGAGCCUAACGAUCCACCUACAGACGAUUUGAUGAGUUUAGCAUCCCCACGUAUUACAAGAGAAAAUGCCCUGCAAACGACGCCAGCUCCGGCCACCGUUUGGCGACCGACGCCGAUCAGCAGACGUCGCGGCGCCGUCUCCGCUCGGGGACGGCGAUUGGCCGCCCCCAUGGCUCCCAGCGGGCUCCCACUCGCGUCUGGGCCAACCAGGCGCCACGAGAGGCGGGACGGCUCUGCAUUCGCAAUUGUUUCAAUUUUGUGGAGGAAAAAUUCCGACAGUCUCGACGGCCAUUUUGGAAAGCCCCCGCGAUUGUUUUAG
Phaedon cochleariae (mustard beetle) is the source of this 13632-nucleotide messenger RNA. The record is from the annotation of a GenBank genome assembly. NCBI's taxonomy places the organism in Eukaryota, Metazoa, Arthropoda, Insecta, Coleoptera, Chrysomelidae.